UCUGUUGAGUGAGGCUGUGUUUUGAGGAAGUGUAUCAAGAUGGAACCAGACGAAACUGAUGUUCCUUCGAUGGUUUCCUCCUCCUCGGCUGGUACAGAGGGUUAUCAGUCACUUGGGGAGGAUCUCAGUGAUCAUCUCAACUUCAGUGGCGUGUCCCUAAACUCCAGCACUACAAUUGAUGACAUAAAGGAGAAAAUAAAGGGCAAGCCAGAUGGGUUCCGAAGAUCAGACAGCAAUGUGUCGAGUUCUAGCUUGUUGGAUAGUACUCUUAAACUCGAAGAUGACUUUGAUACAGAUGCAAAAGACUUGUUCGUUUCUGUUGAAAAUCCAGAAAAACAUACGACUGCAAUGGAAUCCUAUAUCACAUUCAAAGUUUCUACAAAGACAACUCGUAGUGAAUAUAACUCUUCAGAAUACAGUGUCAGGAGGCGGUACAAUGACUUCCUGUGGCUGAGACAAAAGUUAGAGGUGACCAAUCCAUCACACUUAGUCCCGCCGUUGCCAGAAAAGCAUCCUAUCAGAAAAUUGGACCGAUUUGAUCCACAGUUCAUUAGAACACGAGAGGUUGCCUUACAGAAGUUUGUAAAACGCUUAGCAGACCAUCCUGUGCUAUCUUUUAGUAAACAUUUCCAGAUGUUCUUGACCUUAAAACAUUAUGAAUUCCAAGCCCAUAAAAAGCAAGGUGCCGGCAUAAUAUCGCGAUUCACUGACUCCAUUCACAAUAUGAGUGCAGCAUAUAUGAUAAAAAAUCGCAGUCCAGAGUAUACAAUGAUGAAUGAAUAUAUUCAUACAUUUGGCGACAAGUUAGGAACCAUUGAUAGGAUUUCGCUUAGGAUUCUUAAAGAACAAACAGAAUUCCUCAAUUUGAUGAAGGAACUCGGACCAAUGUUCACAUUAUGGCAAGGCUCAGAGGACCAAUUAGCGGGCGGUCUCGCUGGCCUGGCUACAGCUGUUGAUAAAUGUUGUGAUGCAAUGCAAGAAAUGAUCUCUGCCACAGAUAAGCAAUUCUCCCAGCCGUUGCGGGAAUACCUUCUAUACACAGAGGCAAUCAAGAGUGUUUUACGGCGGAGAGAUGCCAUCCAAAUGGAAUACGAGUUGACCUUAGAUGAGUUGAAUAAGAAAAAGGAUGAGAGGGAGCAUGUAAAAAUCUCUGACCAGACUUAUUCAUUUGGGGCAUUCAUAGGCAAAGAUCCUGUCGAUGUCAAACAGAACAAACAGGACAAAUUAGAAAAGUCGGUCGAAGAGCUGACGAGUCAAGUUGAAGCGUUGAACGACCGCAGUACGUGUGCUAACGCGGACCUCAAGGCAGACAUGGAGCGCUGGCACAAGACCAAACGACGAGACUUUAAAAAGCUCUUUGUUGGAGCUGCUGAUCGCCAAAUUCGUUACUUCCAAAAGUGUUUAUCUGCCUGGGAAGAGGCCAUUCCCGCCAUCCACAAGACAGACCAAAUGGAUGAAGUACCGCUACAAGAUUAGACAUCACACUUCCACGAAACCAAUAAUAGUUUCAAAAUCCAUUAAAACAUUGAUUGGCAAGCUUAUGAGGUAUUUGCUGUGAGUGCACUUAGAGACUUGGCAAUGGGCAAUGGUCACAUUCUGAGUCUCUGUCCAGGAUGAGUUACCUUGUGUGGCGAGACCACAAGUAUUUGUUUUACUCAGGGUUUGGUUAGGUGCCUUCUUCUCUGUUAGCUUUCAGUCUGGAGUGCAAUGUAAACUUGACAAAGUUGAUAACCAGUGAAGGGACUUUUAUCAUCUGUUGGCCAUUACAAAUGUCUCUACAGUUCCAGCAUGUAAAGGACAAUGUAUCCACCGCUUGCAGAGUGUACACGUGCAAUGAGUUCAGUUUCAAACCUGACAAUGUACAUAAGCUAAGAGUUGCCAGUCUUUCUUUCUUACUUGCUAUUUUCAUUGGUUAUUGUAGAUGUUGUUCACUAGAGGAACAGUUCAGUUAUUAUCCAAGAUAGGCCUAUAUUAGCCAAUCUCUUCAUUAUGACUGCUGACAGCCUUAUAUAAACCAUGUAAUGGCUCUAUCAACUUGAUGAAUUGUAAAUACGUAUUGUAUAAUGAGGUACUGUAUGAGUCUAGUCUUGACAGUAUUCAUGAUUUACAUGUAUAGUAGUAGGCAGACUGACAUAGAAUGUGUACAUUUUCGACAAGUGGAAUUGCUUGAAUACUUUUUAGGUUUCCAAGCUGUAAAUAAUGUGUACAUGUUUAUUAGACUAGUAGAAGAUGUUGAUUUCUGUUAUGUGCUGUGGUAUUCAAUGUUGCCAUGCUCGUGAAUUUCUUUCAUUCACUAUAAAUGCCAGUCCUAUGUAGAACGUUUGCACAGUACAUGUUCAAUGUAUUCAGCCUUUCCAGUCUUACACUGAAAACACCUCACAA
Lineus longissimus is the source of this 2382-nucleotide messenger RNA. RefSeq names its product sorting nexin-30-like. Gene Ontology annotation, cellular component: early endosome; phagophore assembly site. Gene Ontology annotation, biological process: protein transport; piecemeal microautophagy of the nucleus; reticulophagy. The transcript is spliced from 11 exons. Gene Ontology annotation, molecular function: phosphatidylinositol binding. Lineage: Eukaryota; Metazoa; Nemertea; Pilidiophora; Heteronemertea; Lineidae. Bases 40 to 1476 code for a protein of 478 amino acids. The record is from RefSeq and is a predicted model, not a curated record.